Coprinopsis cinerea okayama7#130 is the source of this 402-nucleotide messenger RNA. RefSeq lists its product as hypothetical. The record is from RefSeq and is a predicted model, not a curated record. NCBI's taxonomy places the organism in Eukaryota, Fungi, Basidiomycota, Agaricomycetes, Agaricales, Psathyrellaceae. The transcript has 2 exons. Bases 1 to 402 code for a protein of 133 amino acids.
AUGUCUCCCAAACCCGGUUCGGAAUCGGACGUCCUCUGUCCACGACUUUCGUCCCUUUCAAUUAUACACCAGACGGUCGAAUUCACCGAAGAGGCGCUGCUCGAUUUCAUCCGAGCUCGAAGGAACAAAGUGGUCUUGUCGCAGGGGGUGGCUAAAAUCAAGAAGGUCAAGGUCCUGUUCGCAGUCAAUUCGACCGUAUCCAUCCACAAUGGCCAAAAAAGUGGCAGCAAGUCGUGGCCUCUAUUGGCAAAGCUGAAGGACGAUGCCGAUGUUAUACUAGACGACUUGAAGGUGGAGGUUCGUCAUCCUCGAGACAAGGUCAACGAGUACGCUGCUGGGAGAGUAUCCUCAGGUGAAAUGUCUUUGGGAGAGGCUCUCAUGGACCCCAGAAUGUCUUGGUAG